AUGAUCGUAGGAACAAGAGAUGAUCAAAGAUUUCGUGCAAUUGAUGGGAGUGUUGUCAAUAUUAAUCAGAAACACAACACGACUGCAGGAACUAGAGAGAGUGACAUAGGGAUUAGUUCAAGCCAUGAGAUAAAGAAUGCAAAGCUUCAAGAUUUUCUUAGAUCAAGUGACACAUUAAGGCUAACAUUGAGUGCAUUAAAUGCAAAAUUAUCAUCUUUUCGAGGUUGGCCGAAUAUGAACAAAAAUUGGUUUGCACUUUACAAGAUGCCUUUGCAAGUUCCUAAAGAAGACCAGUCAAAAGGACAACAACUUCUCAUUGGAACAAAAGUAUUGGAAGGAACUCGCUACGCCUUGCGUCCUAAUGGUUCCGCAAUGUUUAUAGUGAAUAUCAACGAGCCUUCAUCUGAACCAUUUCCUUGGAACACUGAUAGGGAAUCAUUAUCGAUGAAUAUCGAACACACUUUUGUGGGAGAAGGUAUUGCAGGUGGCUGUGGAUUCAAAUAUCCAGGAUUAAAAUCUGGUUCCUUCUUUGUGUUUCAAAAUGGUGAUCUUGCCUUUGUUUGGAAGGAAUCAAGAGAUGUUUUGACCCUGCAAAGACUUAACUUGCAAGAACUUUUGAAGAAAGGAAGAAGAAUACCUUCUCUGCCUCCCAUUGACAAUUUUUCAUAUUUAAUGAAGUCCUGCUUAAAUGUGUUUACAAGCUAA
This is a messenger RNA of Medicago truncatula (barrel medic), 705 nucleotides long. Its product is annotated as F-box protein At5g39450. NCBI's taxonomy places the organism in Eukaryota, Viridiplantae, Streptophyta, Magnoliopsida, Fabales, Fabaceae. The coding region runs from base 1 to 705 and encodes 234 amino acids. The transcript has 2 exons. The record is from RefSeq and is a predicted model, not a curated record.